Molecule: messenger RNA, 4071 nt
Organism: Trypanosoma grayi
Lineage: Eukaryota; Euglenozoa; Kinetoplastea; Trypanosomatida; Trypanosomatidae
Product: subtilisin-like serine peptidase
Exons: 1
Coding region: 1-4071 (1356 amino acids)
Source: RefSeq, a predicted model, not a curated record
AUGUUCAGCGCCGCCGGAAUAUUGGCAAUUACACGAGGACCUCUUCCUUUUUUUCUGGUGCCCUCCGUUGUAUGGGUGAUGUCGUUUACCAUGCACGCAACGCUCAGCUAUUUCGAUACCUUUGUGGCUAGUGGUAGCAUGCCGACAUCAGGGCGACGGAACAACCUAAGCCUGGACCAGCGUGUCUCGUUCACCCUGCGCCAUGCAACGCGCGGUGUGUGGGUUGCAAACAUUAUUGCUAUCAGCCUCUUUGCCGUCGGCACCCGCUCUGGCUACAUGGUUGUCCGGCAGAACAGUUUCCUUCUUCUUGUGGCUGUGAUCAUCAACGUGUACCUAAUCACCCUGGUGACCCCAGCUGUCCUUGUGCUACACCACCUCAUAUUAUCCAACAGGCGGCGUGACAUGCAGAAGCAGAUCGACAUCAUUAAUAACCACGCAAAGGUCAUGCCGCGUCAGGAGGCCCUCUUCCCAGUGUUGCGCGAGCUGAAGAUACAGGAUGAACCAGCAUCCAUAGAGGCAGGCGACGGAGAAAGCGCAAGUGAGGGUGAAGGAGUCAGCCGGGGAUCUUUGAGGAAGCGACUCCAGCGGCAGUUUCAGGCAGCAGCGGCCACGGCAGUGUGGGAUACACGGCAAGGAAUUGCUGGCGCUAUGCACAAGGCCCGAAAGAGAAAAGAAGAAAUGGUGCGGCGCAGGCAGGACCUGGAUGAGGCAGAAGACGGACUCCCCGCUUUCUGUAUAGAUGAUUUCAUAGAAGUGGGCCUCGCUAACCCACUGGGUGGGGUGGAAGCGUCAAUGCCCGAGAGAAGUACGCGCUGCCUGUAUUUCAAUCCGCGGAUGGUGCGCCAAUCAGAUGUCAUCCACAUUCCUUUCCCCAUGACGCAACGAAGUGUCACCAGCUGGACGGCAAUGUCCAACGCCAUUUCAGACCAGCCUGCCACGGAGCCGCCCACCGCCCCGCCGGAAGUCCAGCGCAUUGCGGAGGAAUUAGGUGGCGAGUGUAACUCGAUCGAGACGUGGGCGAUGUCGUGGAGACAUGUGGGCGACGUGCUUGGUGUCGAGGGUGCUGCGGAUAAUCAACUACUUCCUCUGGCAGUUCGUGCCCUUGUGAAGAGCCAAAGCCUCUCGUGGGUAGUUGGUAGCGGCAACAGUAGCAGCAACGGUGUUGGUGGCGGUGGUGGCGGGGCGCCAAGUAGAAUCUCCACUGAUGUCGUCGUUGAGACAAAUAUAGAUGCCGUUGAGGAAGAAGAGUUGACCGGAUGGGGAAUUCGCAAGCUGAAGUACCGUUGGAGACACCGGCACGAACACGGACGGCAGGGAUGCUGGGGACUGCUUGGCACACGCAUGGACGAGACACCCGAGCAGCGCGAUGCUCGGAUAAUGAAGCGGAAGAUGAAGCGCGUUGACUUCGACGUUGUAGAAAGCUGUUCUUACAGCUUCUUUGCUCCAGCACUGUACAAGGUGCGGUGGCUUCUUGUUGUGUUCCUCCUCGCCCUUUUCAUAACCUCCUGCGUUAUUGGCUUGAGGGUCGUGCCAGGCCCGCAGCUGUUCACUAUACUGGAUGACGACGGCCGUGCAGAUGUGUUUCACGCGCUGGAUGGGGUGUUUGGGCAGCAAGGAACAUGUGAGUUUUGUGGUCCGUACUACGCCUCUGCGGAUAGAUUUCACUUGGCAAGCGAUAGGGACUUGAGCAUCUGUCGUGCACAGGGAUAUACCGAUCAGAUUAACAUGCUCGUGGAUCGUUGCGAUGUUUGCAACGGCACAAAUGAAUGUGUAGACUGUGCAGGGAAUGUCAACGGUACGCAUGAGGAGUCGAUGUGCGGUGGGUGCGUGGACCGCGAGUCAUCUGUAGACGCGUGCUCAUGUCAGCUGCAGCACGACUGUCCGUACUGUGAGUGGGCACUGAAUAUCAGCGACAUGGGUGGAACGAACUGUUCCGUGAAGUGCACCAAGGAUACAUGCGGGUCCCACGGACACUGUGAUGGCUACACUGCGAAGUGUGUCUGCGAAGAGCAGUUUACAGGGGAGACAUGCGGUGAGUGUCGCGAGGGGUUUCUCCCACACAAUGUAAAUCCCAAUUGCACAUUGGAGUGCGACGCCGAUCAUGACAGCAGUGAGUGCGUGUGCAAUAUAUCAGUCGGCCGCUGCACCCGCUGCCCUCCUGGGAUGAUUGGUGUAUACUGCAAUGUGACUAAAGUGGAGUGUGACCAUGGUAUGUUCGACACAGUUUCCAUGAAGUGUGUGUGCUUUCCAGGAUACGCCGGGGAACGCUGCGAACUCGCGACCAACUGUUCGCUGCGGGGACGAUGGCUCACCGCUGCGGAGUCGCCGCUGCCCAGUGGUGACGGAUGCGGUUGCAUCGGCCAUUGGCGAGGCCCGUCAUGUCAGCUGUGCGACUGCCUCAAUGGUGGCAUGUGCGACCCGACCACAGGUGCAUGUUUGUGCCAGGGUGGUUUUGAGGGUGAGCGUUGCCAGGCCUGUGCUGCCGGCUGCGUUGCGAAAGGUGACUGCCCUGAACCGUCACUGGAGUACUGGAAUAUUCGCACAUGCAUUUCAGAGCACUGCACUGAGGUGGAUAGGGAAGAAGAAGUGGCGUGCUCUGCUUGUGAAAUACAGAAGGGGCCCUCCACCUCGUAUUGCAAAGCCUACGGACAACAAGAAUGCAAUGCCGAUACCGAAUGCUGGUGGGACAAAACAACGGCAACGUGUGACUGGGCGAGGGCGUAUGACGUUCCUGCGGUUGAUGCCGCACUGAGUUGCAGCUGCAAUCAACCCACUGUCUGGGGGGGAUCCACAUGUGACACUUGUCUUGGCCCCGCUGGUAGCACGUGUACGGUGGAAGGAACGAUCACUGGGUGCAACGGUCUGUCGUACACUGAUCCAGCGCUUGUGGUGGUGACGGAUGCGUGUGGGGUGUGUGGUGGUGAUGGCUUCUGCCGUGGUUGUGACGGCAUCCCGAAUAGUGGACUUGUGGCUGAUGACUGCGGUUUGUGUGGAGGACACAACAACUGUAAUGACACGAGCGCCCCGCCCAUUAAUGUUACAUACUUUCUAGGCUUGACGAAUAUGGGUGAAAUGUUUGGUGAUCCCUCCUGGUGCAAAGCUGUUCUGCGCCUCUGUGCUGCUCUCAGUAUGAUGAGGCCUUUCCCUGUUAGCUGCUUUCUUGCAGACUACUUGCAGAGUGUGGGGCUUAACUACGUCCCAUCCGUGCAGUCGGUGUUUGAUUUUGCGGCCGCCAACCGACGUUUCAGGGAGGUUGGGUUCAGCAUGCAGCACGGGACUCCGCUGAGCUGGAAUUAUAUGCUGCUUAACUCACACUCCGAGACGAGAAUCGAUGCAGCAGCGGGGGAUAUUAAUACGAACUACAAGGAUGAGCGAGAAAUUCUAGAGAACAUUAGUGGAAUACUGCACGAGACCCGGAUAAAUGUGUGGGUGUCAUCCCCCUCGUGGCCCCCCGCCAUCGCCGAGGUGGAAUCAGAACAUACCCUCCUCUUGGUAAUCUUAAUUGGCUGUUUGUUCACCUUGGCUGCUGUGCAUAUAUAUUUUAUAAGCAUUGUGGUGGCAAUCGGGCUCACGUUAGGUGCAAUGACCGUAUUGUUCGGCGCACUUGUGGCGUGUGUCGUGAUGUCUUGGAAGCUCGAUGCCGUUCUGGAAUUGUGUGUGAUUCCUGUGGUUCCAAUUGCGGUUGAGUACCUGGUUAAUCUUGCCUCUGGUUACUUUGACUUCUUGCGGAUCAACACUUCACAUCUGUUCGCACGUGAUGUGACUCGUAAGGUGGCGUUUCAGGGGGCACUCAAAUUUGCACUGCCUUCCAUUUUCACUUCCUGCAUUGCGUGUAUAGGCGUUGCACUUACGCUUAAUGUGUCAGUGGUUCUAUCAUGCAUCCGCACUGGCCAGAUUGCAAUUACAGCUCAUCUUUUGGUGCUGCUGGUGGUUGUGCUCUUCUCUGGUGUGUUGUGCGCACUGGGGCCGCUGCGGGAUAUCGGCCACUGGACUUUGUCGUUGGCGGUGGGCAUUUUCUGGGGGGCAUUGUUGGGCCUGGGGUUGAUGUUAUUUUCUAGCAGUAUGAAGUGA